GUAAAAUAAGUUAAAGAGGGGUUUUAAGAGAGCAGUAUUAAGGAAUUUCACAACAUGUCGCGUCCAAGACGAGCAGCAUCGCAAAAAGUCGUUCAGCAACAGAAAUUAGACUUGUCUGAUAUUGAAGAAAGUGAUGAUGACGAUUUUUCGUCUCAAAGUUCUGACGAUUAUCAGCCUGACAAAUCAAAGGAUAAUGAAAAGACUUUUGAGGAAUCAGAGGAAUCUGAAGCCAUUGAUGAAAGUGAGGCUUCUGAACAGGAAGAUGAUGGGUCACCCGUUAAAAAUAGCAGAUGGAAUAACAGGAAAAAGCCCAAAAUGCCACAAAACAGACAAAGGAGUUUGUCGGCCUUGCAAAAAGAAGCAAUUAGCAAACUUAAUGCUGUCAAAACGCCUAGUUCAUCUUCAUUAAGUCAAAAUCUACAUGACAUUCUCAAAAAGGCACAAUAUAACAAGAAAAGUGUCUUUAGUGACUCAGAAUCGGAAGCAGAAAAUAAUAAAGUUCCAACAUUUGAUUGUUCUGGCGGUUUACGAUUAUCUGGAAGUGAUGAUUCUGAAAGUGAAGAGAAUGCACCAAAAGUAAAAGCAACACAAAAGAAGAAAAGAGCAGAUUCAGUGAGCAGUAUUAAUGAAGAAUCAGGAAAACCAGCGAUGGAUCUUAAAGCAAUUCAUGAUAAUUUAGAAAGAAUGAACCACGAUAGAGAAAAGCUCUCUAAAUACGCCGCAUUUAAUAUUUCAAAUGAAAAAACGGGCAAUGAUGAUAAUGUUGCUGAUUUAUUGUUAAUGGGAGAAAAUGCUAAAAAGAUUGGGGCAUCACAGAAGCGAAAAAAAGCAUCUCAAGGUGACGAUUCCGAUUCAGAUAAUUGGGAAGAUGUUGAAGAAGAUGAAUCGAGCAGUUAUGUGCGACCAAAAGAAGACGUAGAGAUUCUAUUAAACAGUUUUGGAGAGCAACACACCAAGAAAGAUGCAAAACCAGUUGAUGUUGAGGCUCAACUAAAACGAAAGUUUAAUAGGAAAAGGAAGGAAUAUCAAGAACAUUUGCACAAAACUGAACUUAUGGCCUGGUUAACUCAUGGCAAUUUCGUUAAUGAACGUUUAAACUAUUCAGGAUUGAUGAAAUGUGCAUUAGAAAUGCUCCCAAAGACCAAAGAUAAGGCACAAUGCUAUCCAACAGACAAAACAGAUGUUGAAUAUUUCACACAAAUCACAAAAUGGUUCAAGCAAACAAUAAAAUUAAGAGAACAAGGCAUGUACUCAAAGUUUGAAAAGCGUCCACCAUUAGCUGUAAGUUUAGCAAUUCAAAUGAAGUACAAAACUGCCAUGUGUCGACGAGAUUAUGUACUUAUGUACAUCAUUCUGUUAAGAGCUAUAGGCGUUCAAUGUAGAAUGGUUCAAUCCCUCGUUAUGGAUCCAAAAAUUUGUCCAAAAUCAGAAUUAAUGAGCUUGUCAAAGAAGGAAGAAAAAAGUAUCGCUGGAAGCACUAAAAAGUCGUCAAGCAAGUCGAAAAGUACAAAUACUAAGAAAAAUAAUACCAAAUCCAAUAAAAAUACAAAAUCAAGGUCUAAAAAAGCUUCAGAAAAACCCAAAAUUCCACAACUUGAUGGCGGUGACAAUGAGAUUCCAAAAGAUAAAAAGAAAAGAGCAAUAAAGUUAAAAGGCUCAUCGUCAUUUAAUGUUGAUGAUUCGUAUGUUGAUAUUAAUAAAAUCAGUAAAGUUUCAACAAAGCAAAGCAGUAAUCCACAAUCAGAAAAUUUGUCACCAAAAGUUAAGGUAUCAUUGUCGACAUCAAAUCAGAAUAAAGUCUCAUUAUCCGAAAAAUUACAGAAAAAUGCCAAGACGAAUAGAUUAAGCCAACUAAUGUCACCAAGGAAGACUAGAAGUGCUAGCAGAGAAGUUUCGCCAUUAAUUAUUAAAAAAAAAGAAUCAAAAAUUAACGGAGAUUCAAGUCUUUCAAAAAAUAGCACUUCUAAAGUAAAAAUCACAAAAAAAGCUGAGAAUAAGGAUGACUUUAAAGUCCAAACAUCUCCAAGACGGUUAAGAAGUCGAAGCACGGAACCGACUCAAGAGAAUCAAGAGAUAAUAAAACAGGGCGUUAAAAAACCUAAUUUAAAUUCAUUGACACAAAAAACUCCCCCAAAACCCAUUGAUAAUGUUAAAUCUAAUGAUAAGCUCUACGUUCCGUCGCCUAGACGAUUGAGAAGCAGAAGUCUCAGUUCUGAAAAUCCAAAAAAUAAAUCAAGCACUCCUGCAAUUGAAAAUAUCACUAAAACUGCAUCAAGGAAGCGACUAUCAACUGUUAAAGACAAUUCUAUAGAAUCUAAAAAAUCAAAGGUAACAGAAACAGCCAGAUCAACAAGAAAACGACAAUCUACUGUCAAACCAGAAGUUGUUGAAGCAAAAAAGCUUAAGCAAGAGAAAGAUGAUGAUUCUGAUGAUAGCAGCUUGAAAUAUUUCAGAACAAUAUCUGGGUCGAAUAAAAAGCCACAAGCAUCAACAUCACGAAUAUCGGUUAUAAAAAAAGAUACAAAGCUGUCUACAUCGAUGGAAAUUGAUAGAAGAAUUCUGUCCUCAGAUGAUGAGGUUGAUAUACAAAAUGCAUCACCGAAGAAAGUUCGAGGAAUUGACAUUUGGACUGAAGUCUAUUGUGAAAAAGAAGAGAAAUGGAUCUGUAUUGAUAUCUUUCGCAAUAAAAUUGAUUGUGUUAAGGAUAUUUAUCAAAAAGCAACACAUCCAAUGAUCUAUGUAUUUGCAUGGAAUAAUGAUAAGACCGUUAAGGAUGUUUCAGCACGUUAUUGCAUUAAUUUAAAUACAACAAUCCGGAAAAUGCGUGUCGAUCGCGAAUAUUUAUAUCCAAUUUUGAACAUUUUCAAUGCUGGUUCCAAAAAGACACAUAGGGAUUUUAAGGAAGAUGAGGAAUUGAACAAAGUACAAUUCGAUACACCAAUGCCAAAAUCAAUUGCCGAGUUCAAAAAUCACCCGCUGUAUGUUUUAAAGAGGCAUUUGUUGAAAUUUCAAGCAAUUUAUCCACCAGAGCCUCCAAUUUUGGGCUACAUUCGAGAAGAAGCAAUUUAUCCACGCGAUUGUGUAUUUACAUUACAUAGUCGUGAGACAUGGAUAAAGGAUGCUCGAGUUGUUAAAUUGCAUGAACAAGCAUAUAAAAAUGUUAAAACUUUGAAGUUUGAUCGAGCAAAGAAUAAAGUUAUUAGGGAUGUUCCUUUGGAACUAUUUGGAAUAUGGCAAACUGAAGAGUACAAACCACCAAAUGCUGAAAAUGGAAUCGUACCUAGAAAUGCAUAUGGAAAUGUUGAGCUAUUUAAGCCAAGUAUGUUACCCGGUAAUACUGUUCAUCUUCAAUUGCCUGGCUUAAAUAAAGUUUGUCGAAAAUUAGGAAUUGAUUGCUCUCAAGCUAUUGUUGGAUUUGAUUCUAGUGGCGGAUGGCCUUAUCCCGUUUAUGAUGGAUUUGUUGUUUGUAAAGAAUUUGAAGAGAAAGUAAUUGAUGCAUGGAAUCGUGAGCAAGAACAAGCAGAACAGAAAGAACGUGAAAAGAUUGAAAAACGAGUUUAUGGAAAUUGGAAGAAAUUAAUUAAAGGAUUGUUAAUCAAACGUCGCUUAAUGCAAAAGUAUAAUAAUUUUGAGGAAAAACACUAAGUUUUAUGUCUGUUUCCAACAUUUAUUUUUUCUAUGUUUUGAAUAAAG
Messenger RNA from Chironomus riparius, 3693 nucleotides. The record is from the annotation of a GenBank genome assembly. Lineage: Eukaryota; Metazoa; Arthropoda; Insecta; Diptera; Chironomidae.